This is a messenger RNA of Dunckerocampus dactyliophorus (ringed pipefish), 1651 nucleotides long. RefSeq names its product Krueppel-like factor 2. The record is from RefSeq and is a predicted model, not a curated record. The coding region runs from base 163 to 1317 and encodes 384 amino acids. Gene Ontology annotation, biological process: regulation of transcription by RNA polymerase II. Gene Ontology annotation, molecular function: RNA polymerase II cis-regulatory region sequence-specific DNA binding; DNA-binding transcription factor activity, RNA polymerase II-specific. NCBI's taxonomy places the organism in Eukaryota, Metazoa, Chordata, Actinopteri, Syngnathiformes, Syngnathidae. The transcript is spliced from 3 exons.
UUCCUCACUUGCUCCUCUUCUCCAUCUUCUUCAUCCGACACGGACUCUUCAGCCUCCUCUUCUCGGCAAGAGGCAUCUCAUACCGGCACACAUCAGCACGGCUGGCCAGUUCGUUCCACGCGGACACGCUUCCUCCGAGGUGUAGAAGUUUCUGGUUCGGAGAUGGCCGCCAGCGGGACCAUUCUGCCGUCUUUCUCCACUUUCUCCAUCCAGAAGGAGAAAAGCUUGGAGGAUGUCUGGAGGAACAUGAGCUGCGGGGCCAGAAAAGACGACGAAGACCUGGACAAGUUCUUAGACUUGGACUUUAUCUUGGCCUACAGCGCCAUGAGUGCAGACGGGGCUACAACAGAUUCCUACCGGACUCAGGACUGCGGGGUGUCCGGGUACCAGCAGCAGCAGGACUACACGUCAAUCCCGGACUUGGGUGCCCCCCCUCCUCCGCCGUACAGCAGCCUGAUGGCCGAGCUGCUCCGCUCCGAUGUGGACGGCAGUAGUUUCGGCUCCAGCAUCCAGGGAAGAUUUCUGAUCAGCUCGUCCCAGCAGGACGUAUUCUCUGCAGAGCCCCUUUGCGUCAAGUUGGAGCCCUCCGCGGACUCUUACGGACCUGUACUGGGUCUGGUCCCGCAGAACUGCAGCAAGAUGAAGCAGGAGGGCAGUGUGGCGUGCAUGAGAGCCUUCGACCACCAGCCUCGCUUGGCCAGCUCCCCCCAGGGCAGCAUGACGCCCCCCCUCAGCCCCGACGACCUCAUCACCUCUGAGGGACAGCAUCCACGCGCGUGCACGCUCACCUUCCCGCAGGGCUUCAACCAGAAUCAUCACCAUCAUCAUCAUCAUCCUCAGCAGCAUCCAGGAGGCUUCCAGCUUCAGUUCUCUCAGGGGUGCGCGCACACCCAAACCCACCAUCACUUUCCCACCAUGUUCGCAGAGGACGUGCACGCGCAGCAGCAGCAGCAGACAUCCGGUCAGCGCGUGCUGCUCACGCCGCCGUCGUCCCCGCUAGACAUGAUGGACAGCAAGCCCAGGAGAGGACGGCGCUCCUGGCCCCGGAAACGCACGGCCACGCAUACGUGCACGUUCACGGGAUGUGGGAAGACGUACACUAAGAGCUCGCACCUCAAGGCGCACCUGAGGACUCACACAGGUGAGAAGCCCUACCACUGCACGUGGGAAGGAUGCGGAUGGAAGUUCGCGCGCUCCGACGAGCUGACGCGUCACUUCCGGAAGCACACCGGACAUCGACCCUUCCAGUGUCACCUGUGCGAGCGCGCCUUCUCCAGGUCGGACCACCUAGCCCUGCACAUGAAGAGACACAUGUGAGGGGAGGGGAGGACAUGCUGUUAUCCCUUUUGGACACCAGGUGGCCCUCCAGCGUGUUGCCAUGAUGAAUGAAUGAAUGCAAAAGAUGCCAAUUCAGCAAGAACGUUAAUUCAAGUAGCUGGUUCUACUCCGCUGUUAUGUCAGGAACAUGACACUACCCUCACUCACCUCUGACUCUACCUUGAAGACAUGUCAAUGAAGUUUUGAGACAACGUUUUCUUGUAAAACCGCUUCCCAUUGGUCGUCCUCCGCCUGACAACCACGACAGUUUGUAAAUGCAAACCUUUUAUAGAAUGUAAAUAGAUUAUUUUAUUGUAUACAAUAAACUAAGACA